UGUAGCUGAGCUUAAAUUCCUUCCACAAACACAAAUCAGCAAAAGAUAAAUUUUGCACCAGAGUAAAGUGGAGAAGUCAUCUGGAUUUUGAAUAUCAUUUUGCCUGGUAGCACAAAGGUAGCAAAUCGAAACAUGAAGACUACGAUUCUACUGUUUUGUCUUCUAGGAUCAACUCAGUCAUUACCAAAGCAGAUUAGCCCUGCUUUGGGACUUCCUGCAACAAAAACUGCAGAUCAAGUGACACUACUAACCCAACAGCAAUCAAAUCAGGUCUUUCCUUCCAUAAGUCUAAUACCACUAACACAGCUGCUCACCCUGGGGUCAGACCUACAAUUGCUCAACCCUGCCACUGGACUGGCACAUGGUGCACAGGCACUCCCUUUCACCCUGGGUUCCGUGAACAGACAGCAACAGCUACAACCUCAGAUGCUACCCAUUAUUGUGGCACAACUUGGAGCUCAGGGUACUCUCCUAAGCUCGGAGGAACUGCCAUUAGCCUCACAAAUCUUCACAGGCCUCCUUAUCCACCCCUUGCUCCCUGGAGGCAUUCUACCCUCCAGUCAGACAGGGGCUAAACCAGAUGUGCAAAACGGAGUCCUUCCUACGAGACAGGCAGGAGCAAACCCUGCUGUACAGGGAACUACCCAGGGCUACAUCACAACUCCUGGUGUCACAGAUGAUGACGACUAUGAAAUGAGUACCCCUGCAGGCAUUCGAAGGGGAACACACACCACGGAGGGAACCCCUAUAGACACACCAAAUAGAACUCAGUAAGCUGCUUCAAAUCUCCUUGGCUAAACCACAUCACAAUUGGACGUUACAUGUGAAUCAUCUCCAUUAAUCACAUGACAAAAAGACUGAGACACAUUGAAAGGUCUCAGAAGGUAUCAAUUCUUAGUUAACCAGAGAUUUUUCUUGAAAUUUCAGGGGACAUACUGAAUGAAGAGAAGGCCAAGUUCAAAAACAUUAUUAAAUAGAUCAAUUUGUCUUUGAAAUACUUAGUAUGCUACAUCAAACUUGAAAGAUGUGUAAAUUAAAAUAUAUUUUGAAAACUGA
This is a messenger RNA of Mesocricetus auratus (golden hamster), 1056 nucleotides long. It is a transcript of the gene Amtn, whose product is annotated as amelotin. The record is from RefSeq and is a predicted model, not a curated record. Gene Ontology annotation, cellular component: basement membrane; cell-cell junction. Lineage: Eukaryota; Metazoa; Chordata; Mammalia; Rodentia; Cricetidae. Gene Ontology annotation, biological process: odontogenesis of dentin-containing tooth; positive regulation of enamel mineralization. The transcript has 9 exons. The coding region runs from base 133 to 774 and encodes 213 amino acids.